Molecule: messenger RNA, 2244 nt
Organism: Trypanosoma grayi
Lineage: Eukaryota; Euglenozoa; Kinetoplastea; Trypanosomatida; Trypanosomatidae
Product: heat shock protein
Exons: 1
Coding region: 1-2244 (747 amino acids)
Biological process (GO): protein folding
Cellular component (GO): mitochondrial inner membrane
Molecular function (GO): ATP-dependent protein folding chaperone; protein kinase binding; ATP binding
Source: RefSeq, a predicted model, not a curated record
AUGAUGCGCCGUGUCAGUCAACGAGUAGCGCGGGAGGCAUUCUCUCGUAGCACGCCUUCAAGCCGCCUGGCGGUUGCUGUGGCCUUCAACGCCCUCGCCGCCGCCCCCAGCCGCAGCCACGUUGCGGCUCUGGCCACUUCCAUGCGUUUCUGUUCCACCACGAAGGGCGAGACAGCCGCAGCAGAGUCGUCGAAGCCGGCAGACAUCACCGACGAAGAUGUCGUCAUCGACCCAGUGUCCACUGCGCGGGAUGACGCCUCCUCCGCGAAGGACUCAACAGCGGGGGCGAAGGCCAACGACGACGCUGAGCGGGUCGUUGGAGCGGUGGAGGAAAUGGGUUUCAGGACGGAGACGCGGCAGCUGCUCGACAUUGUGGCCUGUAGCCUGUACACCGAGAAGGAGGUGUUCAUUCGCGAGCUCGUGUCGAACGCGAGUGAUGCGCUGGAGAAGCGCCACCUGCUGGAGGUGAGCAAGCCGGAGGAGUACCCGCGCGAGUCGGACGACGAAGCCCCGCUGAUUGCCAUUUCGUGCAACCAGAGCAAGAGCCGCUUUGUCAUUCGCGACACUGGCAUCGGCAUGACGAAGGAAGAGCUCGCGGAGAACCUCGGCACCAUUGCCGGAUCAGGCUCCAAGGCCUUUGUGCACGAGCUGCAGACCACCGGAGCUGCCGGCCAGGCGGCGGAGAAAAUUAUUGGCCAGUUCGGCGUUGGCUUCUACGCCGCCUUCAUGGUGGCAAAGAACGUCAAGGUGUACAGUCGCAGCGCAAAGAAUGGCAGCAAGGGCUACCUGUGGGAGUCGGACGGCACCGGCUCCUUCUCAAUCGCGGAGUGCGAGGGUGUUGACAAGGGCACGAAGAUUGUUCUCGACAUCAAAGACACAGAACUCUCUUUCUGCACCCCGCAGGUCUGCGAGCGCGUGCUGAAGAAGUACAGCAACUUCGUGUCGUAUGAGAUUAUGCUCAACGGUGGAAAGGUGAACACGGUGGAGGCACUUUGGAUGAAGGAGAAGAACGCCAUCACGAACGAGGAGCAUAUCGAUUUCUACAAGUUUAUCUCCGGUGCGUACGACAGCCCCAUGUUCCGCCUGCACUACUCCGUUGACGCCCCGCUGUCGAUCCGUGCGCUGCUGUAUGUACCACAGUCCCACACGGAGAAGUACGGUGGCGGCCGCAUGGAGAACGGUGUCAACCUCUACAGUCGCCGUGUGCUCAUUCAGUCCAAGGCCAAGGGCCUGCUGCCGGAGUGGCUGCGCUUCAUAAAGGGCGCGGUGGACUCUGAGUCCAUUCCACUCAAUGUGUCGCGCGAGCACACACAGGACGGGAGUAUGAUGCGGCGCCUGUCGACUGUGCUCACGAAGCGCAUCAUCCGUUGGCUCGAGGAGGAGGCGAAGCAGGACCGGCAGAAGUACGAGCGCUUCAUCAAGGAGUACGGGCCGUUCCUGAAGGAGGGCGUAUGCACAGAUCAGGUGCACAAGAUGGAGCUGGCUAAGCUCCUGCGCUUCGAGACGACAAAGUCAGACAUUGACUACCCGUUCGUCUCCCUCGACGAGUACCGCGACCGCAUGCUGGCGAAUCAGACGCACAUUUACUACAUCAACGCCCCCACACGAGAGAUGGCACUGGAGUCGCCGUACUACGAGCAGUACAAAGAUCACGAUCUCGAGGUGCUUAUCUGCACUGAGCCAAUCGACGACUUUGUGAUGCAGCACCUCGAUACGUACGCGAAGCAUAAGCUGCAAAAUAUUGAGAUGUUCGACGCCACCCUUGACGGCAGCGUGCAGCACAAGAAGAAACUUGAGGGCGACAAGACAGACGUGAAGGUGGAGAAGCAGCUGACGGAGGCGCAGGUGAAGGGGCUCAGCGACUUCAUUGCAAAGCGGCUGGUCGGCCGCGUGGGCGUCGUGAGGCCCACAACACGCCUGCGCGACAGCCCUGCCGUCAUCGCCGACCACGAGUCAGCGCAACUGCGGAAGAUUUACCGCGUGACAGGGCAGAUGGUCGGCGCCCCGCCAAAGUACAAUCUGCACAUCAACCCGAAGCAUCCGAUUGUGCGGAAGCUGUACACGCUGUCCAUCUCGCCCAAGUCGGAGGAGGUGGAGACGGCCGGGCUGCUGGUGGAGCAGCUGUUUGACAACGCUGUUAUCUCCGCCGGGCUGCUGGAGGACCCGCGCUCGAUCGUUGCGCGCCUCAACAACAUCAUGUCACGCAUGGUGGAAAAUGUUGAGGAGCCGACGGCAGACAAGUAG